This is a messenger RNA of Gigantopelta aegis, 1043 nucleotides long. RefSeq names its product low-density lipoprotein receptor-related protein 12-like. The record is from RefSeq and is a predicted model, not a curated record. Gene Ontology annotation, molecular function: protein binding. Lineage: Eukaryota; Metazoa; Mollusca; Gastropoda; Neomphalida; Peltospiridae. The coding region runs from base 39 to 818 and encodes 259 amino acids. The transcript has 5 exons.
CUUAUGCGUGCAGUGUAAUUAAUCACAACCGUGAAAAGAUGGCGAUAUACGGAUAUCUUCUUGUUUUGAUAUUACAUCUGACUACUGCUUUUAAGCCAGAAAUCUACAAUGUAUCGUCUCAAUGCGGUCAGUAUAUUUUCGUGACGUCAGCCGUUCGACUGGUGCUCGACAGUUACGCCUGGCCUACGCAGGUCGAGUGUGAGGUUCACAUCAAGGGCAACAGCGACUACCACGACCCCGAGUACGUGUCCGUCAGGUUUCUCAACCUCAACCUCGGCGGCACCUUCGACUGUUCGCGGGCUAAAGUCGACAUACUCGAUUACAAUAGGAAGGUUCUGACGCCGAGUGAAGGCGUCUGCGAUACUAUUGUACUAUUCGGCCAACCAUUCGAGUCCAGCGGCGACACCAUCACCGUCAAGUUCUCGAGACAAAGACAAGUAAUUCAAAAUGGUAGCUUUGAUAUCCUCGCCACGGCUAUAGGGUACGGUGAGUGCGACAACGGUGAGUUUGAGUGCACCAACGGCAAGUGCGUGGCCGACGUCGUGGUGUGCGACUCGUACAACAACUGCGGCGACAACUCAGACGAGACGACCGGCUGCAUCAUGUUCGGCAUCGGAGACAUCAUCAUCGUCAGCGCCAUCAUGUUCGUCAUCGCAGCCGUCGCAGCUUUCGCAGUCACCGUAGCCGUCUUCUACAGACAACGGACGUUCAGACGUAUACUGCGGGGGUCACCCACAAACUAUGGAGUAGGAGGGCGCACCACCCACGUCAUCAAAGCCCCUCCGUACACCACACAUCCACCACCAUAUCAAAAAUAGUACUCAUCAUUAUGACGUCACAGAAGGAUCUGUUUCAACUGAUUCUGCAAUCUAGAAAAAGUUUUACAUUGGUGACGUUUAUAAGUGUCAUUGCUAUACUGUGAAAGUAUAAUUAUAAAAGCUAAACAUUUCUUAUUGAAAUGGUAUUAACACAAUUAAAAGGUAAACAUUGAGUUUAUUUCUCACUGGAAACAUUUGUAACAAUAAAUAUUAAUGACCAAGAAA